This is a messenger RNA of Bubalus bubalis (water buffalo), 2696 nucleotides long. It is a transcript of the gene DEUP1, whose product is annotated as deuterosome assembly protein 1. Gene Ontology annotation, cellular component: centriole; deuterosome. The transcript has 14 exons. Gene Ontology annotation, biological process: centriole replication; de novo centriole assembly involved in multi-ciliated epithelial cell differentiation. Lineage: Eukaryota; Metazoa; Chordata; Mammalia; Artiodactyla; Bovidae. The record is from RefSeq and is a predicted model, not a curated record. Bases 180 to 1811 code for a protein of 543 amino acids.
CCCCCGCGGCGGUUCGCGGCCGCGUCUCCAUGGCGACCGCGGGCGGAGGGCUGGAGGCGGGCCCGGCGGCGGGUGCGGGCCCUCGCGACUGCCGGAGGCCCGGGCGCUGCCACUCUAGGGGCCUCGGACCCGGAGAGCGCGGCACAGCGCAGGUUUAAAAAUCAAGAAAUACAAACCAGAUGCAGCAGUUUCUUGACAUGGAGAACCAAACCCAUAAUACAUUGGGAGCUUCUCCUUGUGAGGCAGAGCUUCAGGAAUUAAUGGAGCAAAUUGACAUCAUGGUAAACAACAAAAAAUUGGAUUGGGAAAGGAAGAUGCGGGCUCUGGAGACACGAUUAGAUCUUCGGGAUCAAGAGUUGGCAAAUGCACAGACGUGUCUGGAACAGAAAGGUCAAGAGGUGGGUUUACUUCGACAGAAGUUGGACAGUUUGGAAAAAUGUAACUUAGCAAUGACUCAGAAUUACGAAGGACAACUACAAACCCUGAAAGCUCAAUUUUCCAAACUAACUAGCAGCUUUGAAAAACUGAGAUUACACCAGAUGAAACAAAAUAAAUUUCGACGAAAAGAAGUACCACACCUCAAAGAAGAAAUGCCCUUUGAACUGAACAAUUUGAACCAGAAAUUAGAGAAACAGGCACAAAGUUACCACACUCAGCUAAAUGGUAAGAAACAGAGCAUAGAAGACAGCAGCCCUGAAAUUCCACGGCUGGUAUGUGAACCGGAUUCCGCUUGCGAAACCAGUGAAAGAGAUGAAUUCAUUAUUGAAAAAUUAAAAUCAGCUGUGAGUGAAAUAGCACUAAGCAGGAAUAAGUUACAAGAUGAAAAUCAGAAGCUCUUACAAGAACUGAAAAUGUACCAAAGACAAUGCCAGGCCAUGGAAGCAGGACUCUCAGAAGUGAAAAGUGAGUUACAGUCACGUGAUGAUCUCUUGAGAAUUAUAGAAAUGGAACGAUUGCAAUUGCACAGAGAACUGUUAAAACUAGGAGAGUCCCAAAGUACUCAAGAAAAUAAGAAAAGACUUGAAUCAUCUUAUUCACCAUCUAUUAAAGAAACAGAAAAAAAAAGGAAAGAGCUAUUUUCAGUGACCCCAGAUCUACCAGAUCAUGAAAAAGAGUUGAACAAGAUAAGAAGUCAUCUCUAUCAGGAGGAAGAGUACCAUAGCUCUGAGCAGGAAAGAAUGAGGAAUGAAAUCUCUGACCUAACACAGGAGCUUCAUCAGAAGGAGAUCACUAUAGCAACUGUCAUGAAGAAAGCUGCCCUUCUGGAAAGACAGUUAAAAAUGGAGCUAGAGAUAAAAGAGAAAAUGCUAUCGAAACAACAGAUGUUGGAUACGAGGUACAAAGCUGUCAGGACUGAAAACACACACCUGAAAGGCAUGAUGGGAGACUUGGACCCCGGGCGGUACAUGAGUGUAGACUUCACUAACAGGGAACAUUCAAGGCAUACAUCUAUUAACAAACUGGAAUACGAAAAUGAAAGACUCCGAAAUGAUCUUGCAAAACUUCAUGCCAGUGGAAAAUCAACAUGGGCUAAUCAAAAUACCUAUGAAGAAGCAGGAAGAUUUAACCACGAUCGUGAGCCAAACAGAAGCGCAACACCUCCAUUGCCAUCUUUGCCAUUUCAAACCAAAGAAAUAACCAGUCCUUUGGUUAGUGAUGAGGAAGUAUUCCCCAUGGGUGAGCUGCAGCCAUUCCCUGCCUCUCCAGGAGAUUCUCCAAGGCCAACAGUCUCCCCCAGAUAUAUCCUUCCCAGCUUCUUUGGCCACACAGCAUUUCCUUCUGGAGGAGGAGAAGCGAGCAAAAGAACUUGAAAAACUUCUAAAUACACAUAUUGAUGAACUGCAAAGACACACAGGAUUUACUCUUAAUAAAUACACCAAGCUAAAACAAAAUAGACACAUGUGAGCUUUUAAAUGUUUUUAUUUGCUUCCCCCACCCCAGGAAAACAAAGCUCUCGCAAAAUAUUUACAAAGCUGAUUAAUGAAACUGAGAAAUUUUGUUCUGUUUUCUUGAGUAAAUCAUUUCUGUAAGGCAGCUAGAAAAUAGUAAGUAUUUUGUUUGAUAAAGCUCUUUGUAUUUCUAUAUUAACAUAAUAAAUUGUUCAGCUACAGAGUUACUAUAAAAUAAACAUGACUACUUCAAAAGAGACUUGUUCCCUCCAGUUUAAGGAAUUGUUUGGAAUUAAAUAUGCAGCUUUUUCCCACUUUAAUAUGUACGGAAACCCAUUUCCUCUGUAACAACACAUGAUGAGGGAAGGGGCUGCACUAUAUUCUAAGAAUAAACACAUGAAGUGCAGCUCCAUUGUACUAGGUUUGAAAGUUCAAGGAUUUUUUUUUUAAUGAAAAAUAUUAAGUAUUUUAAACUAUGUAAAUAUCCUAAAAUUUCUUUUAGAAAAAAAAAACCAUAGAGCUUACUGUUUCUGCAUUCAUCUUUGUAAUGUCUUUCUGUUUUAAUGCAAAAAGAUGUGGAACAUACUGUGUGCAUGCUUAAAACAUGUGCCAAAGAUUAAUGCUUCAUGUACUAAUUACUUCAUGGAUAUAAAAUAGAAAGCAUCAUUGUUACUUUCUCCUUUGUAAUACCUCUGUUUUAAUAUAAUAAAGAAAUGAGACAUUCUUUGGACUUAAAAUGCAAAUGCCAAGUCUGUAUAGAAGAGUAAUAACAUGGUAGUGAACAAUAAAACUCAAGUUACAAAUAAA